CUGCACAAUCGAAGAGGGCUAGUGUCUCAAUCGCCCAUUUCCCAUUGCGUACAGUUUGGGCUCUCCCAGGCGGUAAGCUGUAGCCUUUUGCGCCGUCGCUAGCCCGCCUGUGGAAAGGUCGAGGCGGUCCUCGAUGCGAUCACGAUUCCCGAACAAAAUGACCCCCCUGCGCCCCAUAUCAAGGUCGUCCCUGGGACAGAACCCGAGAAAAUCAACGAGUUUUUCUCUAAACCCUUUGUCCGGAAACCCCAUCGUCUUUGCUUCGGGUCCCUUGGUCCCUUCAAGCUCUACUACGGCCGACUUCAUCACUCGUCCACGUUGCUCAUCGCCAACCACAUCACGAUGCGUUGGCCUUCCGUGUUCCUGGCCACCAUCGCCGGGUUAGAAGUGGCCCAGGCCCACGGGGACGGGCCGCACGUCAAUGUGGUGAUGCCGCGUCGUCGGAGCCUGGAAGAGCUGCGGCAGAGGCGGGACUCAUACGAGGCGUGGAACCCUCCAGCGGUGGAGAACGAGCCCCGAGACGGCGACGAACAGAUUCUGGGGGCUCGGCAAGCAACAACCACCGCCGGCGUCGCCAACACUACCAUUCCCCUCGGGGACAAUUCGCAGUGCGGGCCCGGGUACGGGAGGUGUGACGACGGGUACUGCUGCUCGCCUUCGGGAUACUGCGGCCAAGGCUCGGAUUACUGCAACUCGCCCGAUUGCCAAAUCAGCUACGGCCCGGCCUGCGACGGCAACCAAAGGCCCACCGGCCGGGAUACGUCCAACGAUCCGAGACCCUUGCUUGGCAGCAUCCCCUAUGGCGGCGUCGGUAUCUACGACUGUGUUAAUGACGGCGACAUCGCCAUCACCUACGAUGACGGCCCGUAUAUCUACACGGAUGCCAUGCUGGAUAACUUCAAGGCCCACGGCGCUGUUGCCACCUUCUUCAUCACCGGGAAUAACAUCGGCAAGGGCAUGAUUAACAUACAAUACCCCGCCCUCAUCCAGCGCAUGAUUGCCGAGGGCCAUCAGGUUGCCAGCCAUACCUGGUCACAUGAAAAUCUGGACUCCCUGACACAAGAACAACGCCAAAAUCAGAUGAUUUACAAUGAAAUCGCCUUCACUGAUAUCCUCGGUUUCUACCCCACCUAUAUGCGGCCCCCUUACUCUAUCUGCGGUGCCGACUGCCAGAACCAAAUGGUCCAGCUUGGAUACCACAUCACAUACUUCGAUCUGGACACCCAGGGAUACCUCAACACCGACCCCAGCCAGAUUAACAAUAGCAUAGCUAUAUGGGACGCAGCCAUGUUAGCUCGCUCGCCCUGUAACGGUAGCUACCUGCACAUUGAGCACGACAUCCACCAGCAGAUAGCGACGACACUUACCAGCCACAUCCUGGACUCCGUAGUCGCCAACGGAUGGAACCCCGUCACCGUCGGCACUUGCCUCGGGGACCCCCCGGCCAACUGGUACCGGAACACGAACUACAACUACAACUUCAACAUCACCCCCGUCAGCGCUCCGGUCUGCGCACCAACACCCACCCUUAACUCGGCCAUCUCCACGGACGGGUCGUGCGGUGCCGACAACGGAAAAGUGUGCCUCGGCUCGAUCUACGGCAACUGCUGCUCCCAAUACGGCUAUUGCGGUAGCGACGCGGAUCACUGCGGCGACGGAUGUCAGACUGCUUAUGGCAACUGCACCGUCUCCAGUGCCGUCCUCACCAGCCCCGUCGCCAACGCCGUCCUCGCCAGCUCCGCCACCGGCGCCGUUCUUUCCAGCCCCUCCGGCACUAAUACUGCCGCACCUGUUGUCCUCACCUCACUCAAUGGGCUUUGUGGAACCCAGAAUGGCAAUACCGGCUGUCUUGGCUCGGCUUUUGGUAACUGUUGCUCUCAGUACGGUUACUGCGGUAGCACCGUGAAUCACUGCGGCACCGGAUGUCAGACUGCUUAUGGCAACUGCACCGUCUCCAGCGCCGUUCUCGCCAGUUCCGCCGCCAACGCCGUCCUCGCCAGCCCCUCCGGCACUAACACUGCCGCACCUGUUGUCCUCACCUCACUCAAUGGGCUUUGUGGAACCCAGAAUGGCAAUACCGGCUGUCUCGGCUCGGCUUUUGGUAACUGUUGCUCUCACAGGUCAAUCUUCGGCAUCCACGGCCUCUGGGGCAGCGCCUACUUCAUCAUCGAGAUCUAUCUUGAAUCAGUCCAUCAAAGUUUCGUCUGCUUCGUCUUCUGCAACCAAGUCUUCCUCUUUGUCGAGAACUACAUCCGCCUCGACUUCUAG
Molecule: messenger RNA, 2268 nt
Organism: Colletotrichum navitas
Lineage: Eukaryota; Fungi; Ascomycota; Sordariomycetes; Glomerellales; Glomerellaceae
Product: polysaccharide deacetylase
Exons: 5
Coding region: 343-2268 (641 amino acids)
Biological process (GO): carbohydrate metabolic process
Molecular function (GO): hydrolase activity, acting on carbon-nitrogen (but not peptide) bonds; chitin binding
Source: RefSeq, a predicted model, not a curated record